Messenger RNA from Populus trichocarpa (black cottonwood), 1181 nucleotides. Its product is annotated as zinc finger protein 11. The transcript has 2 exons. The coding region runs from base 141 to 731 and encodes 196 amino acids. Lineage: Eukaryota; Viridiplantae; Streptophyta; Magnoliopsida; Malpighiales; Salicaceae. The record is from RefSeq and is a predicted model, not a curated record.
AUCCAAUUGAUCUCCCCUCGAUUUAGCCAAAAAGAACAACACUUCACACUGAGUUUUCUAUUUACAUAUGUUCAAGUAAUAUCCAAAUAUAGCAGCAGACAUCUGCAGGUUGUAUUGAAACAGAAGGUAUACAUCUAGCCAUGGUCAAGAAAUUUCCACAGGGAAGCAGCACGGUUAAAGACAAAUGGGAGAAGAACAACGCGAUCUUUCAAGGAGAGCAUUCAAGCGUUUUUUCAUGGCCUCAAAGAAACUACUCAUGCAGCUUUUGCAAGAGACAAUUCAUCUCUGCUCAAGCACUUGGGGGCCAUAUGAACGUUCACAGGAGAGAUAGAGCCAAGCUGAGACAGCUACCUUCUUGGUUUUUUAAAUGUCCAAAGUACCCUACUACUAAUCCGAACCCCGAUCAUUUACUUUCUUCGUCUUCUAAGUUCUUGCCGUACCCUGAUGAUCACACUCAUGAUCAUUCUCCAUACCUGAGUUCUUUCUCUUCACCUUGUUGCCGAGAAAAGAAAUCCAUAGUUGAAUGUCAUGAAAGUAAAGAUUUAACAAAGAAGAAGAACAAUGCAGGAGCUGUGUUCGGGGUUGGAGAAUUGAAGAAAAAUUUCGCACAAGAAUGUGAUCAACUUGAAGUUUUGAGGAGAAAUGAGAUUAUUAACUUGGACAUGGAAAUGGGGUGCGAAGAUCCGAAGGAGGUUUUGGAUUUGGAGCUUCGACUUGGCCUUUUAGUAUAAAAUUAAGUAUCAAUGUUUACUCUAAGCUCACACUAUCUAGUGGCUAGCUAGAUCUUUGGUUUCUUUCUAGCCGGUCUCUUGCACCUCCUUAUCAUCUACCAUGAUUUGUAUGAAAUAUUCUCAGACGCAGGCUAAUUUGAAGGGAGACGGUCUUUUGCGAGGAUUUCUUACACCAUACUUGACAGAUACUAUUGCUGAGAACCCUUUUUGGUCUUGUCUGUUGUCAGUUAUGAUCAUUGUCGUCCAUGUAAUCUACCAUGCAUUAAUGCUGUUUAGGUAUGGCUUUAAUUAUAUUCAGCUUAGAAAUCAAUUGUCUGUUUUUAAUCCUAAACUUCAUGAUUAGUUUAGGGUGGCCUUGUCCUUGCUGAUUAGGUUAACUGUAACAUAGUUGAAGAUGAAGUUGUUGAGAUGCAUCUCUCAUUUUUCACAUAUAAUUCGUAAUUAAGGAAG